Cladocopium goreaui is the source of this 1417-nucleotide messenger RNA. The record is from the annotation of a GenBank genome assembly. NCBI's taxonomy places the organism in Eukaryota, Dinophyceae, Suessiales, Symbiodiniaceae.
AAGUUUCUGCCCAAGCUGGUCUCCAGAGUUGGCAAACAUGGUGGUGGAGACGGCUGCCAAGCCUCCAGGCAAAGCCGUCAAGCCAGAUGACUCCACUGUGGUCAUAUCGAAGAUGCUGUCCUGGCUUCUGCGGCAUGGUAUCAAGCACAAAAGUGUUGGCUUGAGCUCUGAAAGUGCAGAGGGCUGGGUGAAGGUGAACGAUGUGCUGACAUCCGACUACUUCAAGGACAUGACAAAGGAAAUUCUCAUGAAGGUGAUUGUUGACUCCAACGCACAGAAGCUCCGCUAUCAACUGACCCCGGACUGUGUGUACAUUCGAGCAUACAGCACUUUGGAGAAGAAGGCUUUCAAAGAAGGUGGAGCAGGUUCUACGGCUACAACAACUGCGCCGCCUACUGAAAAGAAAAGUCCUGUGACCGGGACACUUCGCGGGGAGGCUCCUGAAUUCGUUCCAUCCGCAAAUCCGUUGCUGGCACCAAUGCAAACUCCAGGAUACCCACCAUGGCCGGUUCUGCCAUUUGGUCAACCCCCUGCGAUGGUGCCUCAAUUCGUCCCCGUGAUGGUGCAGCAGAAAGGCGCGUCGACAGGACAUGUCACCCGGGAGCUGGGAAGAAUAAAGUCCUUCUAUGAUGACAAAGGGUAUGGAUUCAUCGAGUGCCCAAGAGUGACACAACAAUUCGGCCGAGAUCUCUUCGUUCACAAGGCUCAACUGGCCGGCUUCAAGGUUGGUGACGAGGUAACACUGACUGUGACCGUGAACGAGUCGGGUAUGCCACAAGCACAAGAUUUACAAUCUGCCACAGGCCCGCCAGCUGCACCGAAAGGCAAAGGCAAGGGAAAGGAGAAAGGAAAGGAAAGAGGUAAGGACAAGGGAGAAGGCAAGGGCAAGGAAGGUAAAGGCAAGAGUGAGGGCAAAGCAAAGGCAGACGGCAAAGGAAAGGCAGAAGGGAAAGGUAAGAGCAAGGAUGGCAAGAAUAAGAAGAAAAAAGAGGAGAAAAAGACCGAAGCAGCUGGAGAGGACUAGUCCUUGAUCUGAGCCUUCCGGCCGAAAAUGUCCAUAGAGACGUUGCAACCGGAAAAGCCAUGAGCAAAGUCGUUUCUGCUUCCAUUUCGUUGUGGUUUCCAGAGAAGUGACUCUGCUUUUCUGAACAAAACUCAAGGCUUUCUGGCAGCCUGAGUGUGGUCACAUGGCCACAGUAUCACUGGAAAUAAACUUGUCAACGACAGUCUGACUCACCAUUUGACCGUCUGGACCGUUUGGUUCAUUUUCCCUCAAGAAAGAGUGGUUGAGGGGUGAACCUUUGGCACCUUUGGCCGCUUUGCCUUUUCAGAAUGUGCCUCAGGCGCAGUCUGCUGCUGGGUACGCAGACAGAGAUGCUGGUAGACAGAUGUCCAGAUUUUGCUUUUUCGAGAUGGA